UUAAGGGCCCACCAGUGUCCAAACCCCAAACCAUUUCAGUUCAGUUUUGACUGACAAACUUGUGUCCAGGAGUUUACACUAGCAAUCUAUCCUCAAAUUGGCUUCAGGUCCGCCUUAACAUGCGUUAACCUUUAAAAGCCUGUUUCACAGAAUAGAAAACCCUCACAAACCCAUAAAUUUUUUUUUCUUUUGAAAUCACAGAUCUCAUCCAAAACUACACAUUUCUUCAAACAAAAUGGCCAUGCUUUUUCCCAUAAAAUCCACUCCAAGAUUUCUUCUUCUCACUCUCACCCUUCUACUACUACUCUCUUUUUCGAUAAACACCAAUGCUUCUGAUCCCACCAGCCCUGAAGAUGAUUCUGAUGACCUUGAACAGCUUUUAGCCCUCGAUGAACAAGAAGAUCAACAACAAGAAGACCAAGAACUAGAGUCUAGCAGUAGAUUUUCAGAAGCAGAGGUGUUAAGUAAAGCACAAAGGAUAGUUCUUGAACUUAACAGUGAUAAUACCAAGAGGGUCAUUGAUGAUAAUGAAUUUGUUUUAGUUUUGGGGUAUGCCCCUUGGUGUGUUAGGAGUGCUGAGCUAAUGCCUCACUUUGCUGAAGCUGCUACUUUUUUGAAAGAAUUGGGAAGCCCCCUUUUGAUGGCUAAGCUCGAUGCUGAAAGGUACCCCAAGGUGGCUUCUUUGCUUGAUAUCAAAGGGUUCCCUACUCUGCUUUUGUUUGUUAAUGGCACUUCUCAAGCUUAUAAGGGUGGAUUUUCUGCGGAAGAAAUAGUGAUAUGGGCAAGGAAGAAGACCGGUGUGCCAGUCAUUAGAAUAAGUACAGUGACUGAGGCUGAAGAGUUUCUUAAAAGGCAUCAGAUGUUUGUGAUUGGGCUUUUUGAGAAAUUCCAGGGAGCUGAUUAUGAAGCAUUUAUAAAGGCAGCAACCUCUGACAAUGAAAUCCAGUUUGUUGAAGCAAACAGCGUUGAGGUUGCAAAAGUUCUCUACCCAGAUAUCAAAGCUACUAAUCUUUUCCUUGGGAUUGUUAAAAGUGAGCCAGAAAGAUACACUGCUUAUGAAGGUACCUUUGAGAUGGAGAAGAUACUGCAGUUUCUGGACUACAACAAGUUUCCAUUGGUUACUAAAUUGACUGAACUGAAUUCUGUCAGAGUUUACUCCAGUCCAAUCAAACUUCAGGUUUAUGUCUUUGCAAAAGCUGAUGAUUUCAAGACUCUUCUCGAGCCUCUUCAAGAUGUUGCAAGAAAGUUUAAAACAAAGAUAAUGUUUAUUUAUAUAGACAUCAUGGAUGAAAACCUUGCAAAGCCCUUCUUAACCUUGUUUGGGCUUGAGGAAUCAAAAAACACUUUGGUGACCGCAUUUGAUAACAAAGGUAGUUCGAAGUUCUUGUUGCAGUCCAACCCAACCCCAAGCAACAUAGAAGAGUUUUGCUCAGGGCUUAUGCAUGGUUCUAUCUCAACAUACUUCAAAUCACAGCCAAUACCAGACAAUAAGAAUGCAAGUGUCCUAGCUGUUGUGGGAAAGACAUUUGAUGACUUGGUCUUGAACAGUCCCAAGAAUGUCCUUUUAGAGGUAUAUACACCUUGGUGCAUCAAUUGUGAGACCACAAGCAAGCAGGUUGAGAAAUUGGCUAAGCAUUUUACAGGCUUGGACAAUCUAGUCUUUGCAAAGAUUGAUGCUUCUGCUAAUGAACAUCCAAAACUUCAGGUGGAUGACUACCCGUCACUCUUUUUAUACAAAGCGGGUAAUAAAGACAGACCGAUCAAACUUUCUACAAAAUCUGGUUCAAAAGAAUUAGCAGCGUUCAUUAACAAACAGGUGAGAAGCAAAGAUCAAGUAGCCAAAGAUGAGCUAUAGAAAAUAUAGACUUAAGACUACCUAAAUACUUUAACAGCACCUCACCCCCACCAUAAAAUAGGGAAAUAAAGGGGUUAUUACCUAAGUUUUGCCACCCCUUUGAUAUAGAUUUUGACUUAUGACAAUUGUUAGUGGCCAUUGAUGGGAAAGUUUUUUACUUUUAAUUUGAUUAUAUUAAUUUGAAACAUAUUGAUAUAUUCGGAAAUUAUACUAUUAUGAUAGUAACAGAGAACAAAACUUGAGUUUUAUACUCUUUAGUUUC
Molecule: messenger RNA, 2117 nt
Organism: Durio zibethinus
Lineage: Eukaryota; Viridiplantae; Streptophyta; Magnoliopsida; Malvales; Malvaceae
Gene: PDIL1-6
Product: PDI-like 1-6
Biological process (GO): response to endoplasmic reticulum stress; protein folding
Cellular component (GO): endoplasmic reticulum
Molecular function (GO): protein disulfide isomerase activity
Source: RefSeq, a predicted model, not a curated record